UGUAUACUUUUAAAACUUCUUUUUUCUCCUCCUUUUCUUCACUUGCAGAGAGCAAAAAUCCUCGUCGGUUGUCCUCAAAGCUCUGAUCUAGCUCGUUAAUGUGAUAAGACCCACCACCGUUUUUCAUUCUCUCUCUCUAAAACUCCUAAUUUUUCCGAGAAAAAAGUGGAGGAGAGGUGAUAACAAUACAAUUUCAGACGAGAGUUUUGGCUUUUCUUUUUUUCCGCCAUGAAAUUCAAUUCUCAGAUCCAUGGGAGGCCACCUUGUAUUUCUCUGUAAUACCCAUCGUCAUUCUCUGUUUGGUUUCGCCAAUGCCCAGAAUCGUUUGCUCUCAGUCAAACCCUAGCGGAUCCAUGCCCUUCUAGAACAACCCCACCAGAACCUGAAAACAUUUGACCCAUCUGUGUUUUUAUUGGAAUUUCAGCCGUCCGAUCAAGACCCACCUCGCCAAAUGAAGGGGAAGAGCCGUUUGUUUACGAUCGGUCUGGUUACCUCGUGGUACUCCUCCAACAUUGGGGUACUCCUGCUCAACAAGUACUUGCUUAGCAACUAUGGCUUUAAGUAUCCGAUCUUCCUUACCAUGUGCCACAUGACCGCUUGUUCACUGCUCAGCUACAUCGCCAUAGCGUGGAUGAAGAUGGUCCCUAUGCAGACCAUACGAUCUUGGGUCCAAUUGAUGAAGAUCUCGGCGCUCAGCUUCGUCUUCUGCAUUUCGGUUGUGUUUGGGAACAUUUCGCUUCGGUAUUUGCCCGUGUCUUUCAACCAGGCUAUUGGGGCUACCACGCCUUUCUUCACAGCGGUCUUUGCCUACCUUAUGACCUUUAGGAGGGAGGCUUGGCUCACCUAUCUGACUCUCGUUCCUGUUGUUACCGGAGUCAUAAUCGCAAGUGGGGGUGAACCAAGUUUCCAUCUAUUUGGAUUCAUAAUUUGUGUAGCAGCUACAGCUGCAAGAGCACUCAAGUCGGUUCUUCAAGGAAUUUUGCUUUCUUCUGAAGGGGAAAAGCUAAAUUCUAUGAACCUCCUCCUGUACAUGGCUCCAAUAGCUGUUAUCUUUCUACUUCCUGCAACACUUAUUAUGGAGGACAAUGUAGUUGGUAUAACACUAGCUCUUGCAAGAGAUGAUGUCAAGAUCAUAUGGUAUCUACUGUUCAAUUCAGCAUUAGCAUAUUUUGUGAAUCUGACCAACUUUUUGGUCACAAAACACACCAGUGCUUUGACUCUCCAGGUGCUAGGAAACGCAAAAGGGGCUGUAGCAGUGGUGGUUUCAAUUUUAAUUUUCAGAAAUCCAGUUUCUGUGACUGGAAUGAUGGGUUACUCUCUUACAGUCAUGGGAGUUAUCCUAUACAGUGAAGCCAAGAAAAGAAGUAAAUGAUACAUCACCCUGGGAAAGCAGUAAAUUGGAUUUCCCAACAUUUUGUUUUUCCUUGAUGCAAGGAAAGCGGCAGCCUACCUGGACGGAUCCUGGAGGCAAGUUUAGUUCCACAUGUUAUCUUUUGGUAUCAGGCUUUUCUUUUUUCCCUCUACAUUCUAUUUUUUCAUCUGGAAACCUCGGAGAGAGUGUUUUCAACUUGUAUCAGCAACAGCGCAGGAUUUAGUCAUAGGAAGAAAUUUAAUAAGUGACACUCGUGUCUCUGUUAUUCCCAGCUUAGGGUUAUGGAGGAAUAUGUUCUUUAUCUUUUAUUCUUUUGGCAUAGGGUUGUAGAAUUGGUCUCCACAGUCACUCUGUUAUUAAAAUUUCUUAUAUUGAUUAAUUAAUGAAGAAAACAAUUAUAAUUUUGCCA
Molecule: messenger RNA, 1781 nt
Organism: Humulus lupulus (European hop)
Lineage: Eukaryota; Viridiplantae; Streptophyta; Magnoliopsida; Rosales; Cannabaceae
Product: probable sugar phosphate/phosphate translocator At3g11320
Exons: 4
Coding region: 452-1372 (306 amino acids)
Cellular component (GO): Golgi apparatus
Molecular function (GO): antiporter activity
Source: RefSeq, a predicted model, not a curated record